This is a messenger RNA of Malaclemys terrapin pileata, 3807 nucleotides long. It is a transcript of the gene ZNF185, whose product is annotated as zinc finger protein 185 with LIM domain. The record is from RefSeq and is a predicted model, not a curated record. The coding region runs from base 167 to 2314 and encodes 715 amino acids. NCBI's taxonomy places the organism in Eukaryota, Metazoa, Chordata, Testudines, Emydidae. The transcript has 28 exons.
CUGCUGGGGAGUGGGAAGAAGAGACCUGCAGGGAGCUGGGGGAGACAGCUCCAGCCACUUUACAUACCAUUCUCAAGUUCACCUUUGGGGGAAACCUGAGCUGAAGAGCUGCCACAGGUGGACUCAUUACCCUGAACUGGGAACUGAAGUAGAAGAAAAUUCUACCAUGAUGUCUCUUGGUGUCAGCAAAGGGGGUGUUAUCCCACCUAGUGAAGAAGAUCGCAAGAAGAUCAUCAGACAGAUGAAGGUACGCACCACACUAAAAGGAGAUAAGAGCUGGAUCUACCCACAAAACUCAGACAAUGAGGAGGAGAUGAAGAGCAGCCCAUUGCACUCACCAUGUAGGUCUAGCAAGAUCGACGGGGGAUCCCCAGCCUCAGCAUCUGUUACACCCCACGGUGACAGGUUGCCAGGUUCCAAGCCCACCUCCGGUUACCUCAUCAGGGGGGUGUUCACCAGGACCAUUGACAAGACUCCGCCCGAGAGCACCUUCUAUUCCAAUGGCACGCAGAAAAGUGCUGCAGCUCAGGCUAAGAGUGCCAGCCUCCCCCGCUUCUCCUCCGGAUACAAGAUGACAACUGAGGAUUACAAGAAACUGGCUCCAUUCAAUGUCAGGCAAAUAUCAGUGGAGUCAGAUGAAGAGAAACCAUCCUUUUCCCCAGAUGAACAUAAGAAGAGGACAGAGGCAGCCAACAAUGUACUGAGGCGCACAGCCAGCAGGGAGCGCUCUUACGUCCUCUCUGCUGCCAAGAAAAGCCAUGGAAGCCCAACACAAGAAGUACCACCCUUCAUUGCCAAGAGGGUUGAGAUUGAGGAGGAAGGACGACUGCGCAUGCAGAGUCAGCCCCUUCCGGCUUCAUCAAGGUUCGGUUUUAGUGGCAAAAGUGAUAAAGUGGAUGAAGAGAAGCCUGUUGGGACUUCUCCAGGUGAAGCAAUAACAUCCAAACCCGCUCUGGCUACAGGCAGAAGUGAAGAAAGAGUUAUAAAUGACCCCAAGCCAAUGCCUCAGAGUGAAAUAAAGUUGAGAGUCACCUCCUCCCCAGAGAAAAGUGACAAACCAGUUAAAGCGGAGCCUGACCUGAUCUCCUGGGAUGAAUCGAUUCCAAAAGCCACCACCAUUUCCACAGGGGAAAGCUAUCCUGAUUCCCUAGAGGCUGGCAAUGAAUUUGACCCAAUAAAGUCCAACUCAUAUUAUAUGGACAAUACAGCUGACCCCCCAUCUGAGACACGCCACCGGUACAGGGUUCCUGAAUACCUGGAUGACACAAAUUCUGACCUCACAAGGUCCAGCCCUCAAUCUAGAGACAUCCCCGCACAUCACACUGAUGCCAGAUUCACAGUCCCUGGAUACCUGGGUGAUACAGAAUGUGACCCUAAAAGAUCUGUCCCAUGCUAUGAGGAGAGACGUCCCACAAGAGAGAUCAGAUACGAGAGUACCAAAGCCACAGAACACAAAGAGCCUGAACUGAAUGUGGCAAAGUCCAGCCCUUCUUCUAGAGACAGCAGCGCUGUUACCCAAGAGAUCCGAUACAAAGUCCCCAUGCAUCUGGAUGAUGAAGAAUUUGAUUUCAACAGGUCCAGCUCUCAUUCUACAGAAAGCAAUGUUACUAUCAAUGACCCAAGACACAGAAUCCCUGGGUGUAUGGAGGUUGGGGAAUUGGACUCUGAAAGGCUUUCUCCCUUGAAGGGCAAUACUGAUGCUGAGAAUGAGAACAUAUCUACUAUCCGAUCCAAGCCUCUUACCACUAGAAAGCACACUGAGCCUGACGUGAACACGGCACAAACAGUCCCAGGUUAUGAAGGGAGAAGCAGCCCCAGGGACACCAGAUACGAGAGUCCUAGAGCCAGAGGGCACAAUGAAUUCGACCCCAAUAUGCAAAGGUUUCCCUCAGCUUCAAGUGAGAGGAUCUCCAUGUCUACUGCCAGCUCUCAGUACCACAGUCCAUCAGCUGUGGGAUACAAAUCCAACCCCAGCACUGCAAGCAAAGGGAUCCUCUUUGUGAAGGAGUAUGUAAACAGCCGUGAGUUAUCUCCACGCGAGAGCAGUGACAGCUUGGUUGAUUUGUCUGACAUAGAGAGAGCAAGCUACCUGCACAGCAGCACCUCCCAGAGGUCAUGUGAAGGUGUCUGCACUUACUGUGGCCAUGAGAUCCGAGACUGUCCUAAGAUAAUGAUAGAACAUCUCAACGUUUACUGCCAUGAAUACUGCUUUAGGUGUGGGAUUUGCCAUAAGGCAAUGGGAGACCUCCUGGAUAAAAUAUUCAUUCAUCGUGACAUUGUCCACUGUGACCAGUGCUAUGAGAAGCUCUUCUAGAUCUUGAAGAACUGAAGGAGCCAACCAGUUGGAAGACUUCAGCAGUGUAUAUGGGAAUGUAUCCAGCAGUGCCUGACUGGCUAAGAUACCAAAUUUCCUGCUACCCCUUUCCUGGAGUUAUUUCCCUCUCACCAUCUCAUCACAAUGAAUGAGUUUAACAUCCACUAGUUUAUUUUGUUAACAGCACACAAGACAAGUGCCGACAUUAAGGAGAAAAGGGAGUGUCCUCUGCAAAAGAGAAGUGGCCUGAUUUUUGAAAGGCGCUGAGCACCUCCAGCUACCAUUAACUUCAGUGGGAUUUGUGAGUGUUUAGCACCCUGGAAAUCAGGCAGAAGCUUCUCUCUGAGGCUGAUAUGUUAGGAUUCUCUUUUAUCUUUCCUUUUCUUUGAUUUUUACAAUCGGAGUGCAUCUUGGUCUGCAUCUGGUUACAUCAGUCAGGCUGCCUAUAGGUACUAAAGGUGUGAAAGGCCAAGCUUAGGGCCUUGGGAGCUUAUCCAAUGCAGGCUGAAUCUAGCUGUAAGAGAAGCUUCAUUCCCAUAUUCUGAUGAUAAAUGACAAUUGCUUUCCCCUUGCCUGCAAUGGAUUUUCUGAAGAACUUGCGGACUGACUUUGCCUUAAUUGUGUGUGAGCUUCAAUUUCCCUUUUCUUCCUACUCUCCAGUGGAUUCCUUCAGCAGCAUGCAUGUCUGCUACAUGUUUUGGAGAGCUUGCACAUUUUUUCACCUGGAAUGCUAGUUUAACUUUGUGUGGGGUGACUCUGAUUGCCUUACACAAAAUGCCCAGUGAGUAUUCAAUUCUACUGUCCCUCAUUACAUGGAAUAUCUCUCAUCUAAGAUCUAAAUUGACUUCUCUAUAAAUGCCUGUUGUUAUCCCACUUCUAUAAUUACUGUAAAUUAUUUACAGCACAAAUGCUGAAGCAUAAAACUUAGGUUGUAACCAAUGUACAUAACUAAAAAUAUAGCUCUUGAGUAAUUUUUAGCUCUCACAUUCAGCCUUUGUUAAGGCUGAGAGUUAUGCCACUGAGAUUGUUGGUCACCUUGGAGCUAAAAUAUAGCUCCAAGUAUUCAUCACUCAUAUUGGACACCUCAAAAUUGAGGCACUCAAUCACUGCUCACUUUUGAAAAUCUUGGUGUGAAGUACCUUGGGAAUCACUGGAAGAGCAGCUGGGACAAGGUAGAUGUGUUUGGGGCACUAUUUUUGUUGCAAAACUCCUGUUGCAAGGCUGGCUCUCCCACAGUCUAAGGGGAUUAUUUAAAAUCCCACAACACGACACUCUAUUAUAGGUGCUCCUUCUGCAGAAGAUACACACAGCUAAUUGUUAACUAAUUCCAUAGGUUCCUGUUUGAUGUUUGAUAUGAUCUUGCAAAGCAUUGCGGAAUAGGCUUCAGUUCAUUAUAAUUUUUUUGCUUCAUCGUUGUUGGUUGCUGUGUUUCUCUGUAGCAUUUGUUUAACCUCUAUGUACAAUUCUAAUAAACACCAAUUUACUUACCUGUG